Molecule: messenger RNA, 2058 nt
Organism: Naegleria gruberi
Lineage: Eukaryota; Heterolobosea; Eutetramitea; Acrasida; Naegleriidae
Exons: 1
Coding region: 1-2058 (685 amino acids)
Source: RefSeq, a predicted model, not a curated record
AUGAAGCUUUCAAAGAGCUUGAUUGUCUUGUUGGCUGUUAUUUUGGCUCUUGUUGCUGCCCUUUCCAAUGCAGAAGACCAAUUUGACAUUGCUGCUGACCCAACCAAAAUUAUCGACUAUAAGAAAGUUAUGGCCGACUAUGUAAAUAAGCCAACUCCAAAAUAUUCAUAUCAAUUAUUGAGUGAAUUCACCGUUACUGGUGCUACUGUAUAUGUACUUAAUAUGACCUCAGUUGAAUGGUUGCCAGAAGAAUUUGGUUAUCGUGCAUUGUGGUUCCACUAUCUCGAAGUUGUUGUUCCAACCAAUUUGGAUAAAAGCUUAAAGGAAGCUUUUGUGUAUAUUACUAACGGAGAUACCACUGAUGGUCUUCCAACUGGUGAUCCAAUCACUAUUGCUAUGGCUACUGUUGGUAAAACUAUUGGUGUCACUGUCAAGAUGAUUCCUAAUCAACCAUUGACAUAUGCCAAUGAUCCAUUGCAUCAAGUUAGAGUUGAAGAUGGUAUUAUCGGAUAUGCUUGGAAGCAUAUAGUCGACUUCCCAAGGGACGUUAAGUGGAUUCCAAGACUUCCUAUGACUAAGGCAUCUCUCUUGGCAUUGGAUACUACUCAAUCUUUUGUGCCAACCAAAGUGUCAGGUGUCACUAUUGAAAAAUUCACUGUUGCUGGUGCCUCAAAGAGAGGUUGGACUACUUGGACAGUUGGUAUUGCCAAUGAUCCAAGAGUUAAGGCUCUCAUUCCACUCGUUAUUCAAAUUCCAAAUACUCAAAAGGCUAUCAAGCACAUUUACAAUUCUCUCUGUGACUUCCCAAUUGCCAUGUAUGAUUAUAUUGCUGCUGGUUUCACUCCACACGUCAACUCUUAUGGUUUUACCAAGCUCUGUGAAGUUAUUGAUCCAUUCGAAUGGAAGGAAGAUCUUGCCAAGUACAGAAAAUAUAUGGUCAACUCUAUGGGUGAUGAAUUCUUCUGGCCAGAUAUGAGUACUUUGAGUUAUAAUGAUAUGCCAAAUAGAAAGAACAAGCACUUGAGAUAUAUUCCAAAUACUGGUCACGGUAUGACUGGUUCCGAUGUUGUCUUGACUGUUGCCUCAUUCUACUAUGCUGUCUUGAAAAAUAUUGAACUUCCUGAAUAUACCUUCUCUCACACUUACACUGCUGCUGGUGUUAAUGUCAAGUUGAACAUUUUGAAUGGUAAGGUUCCUACUGCUGUCAAGUUGUGGUCUGCCAACAAUCCAAAUGGUAGAGAUUUCAGACAAACCACUAUUGGUAGAAUUUUCACUGCUGUUACUGUUGCUCCAAAGGCUACUGGAAACCCAUUCGAAUAUGAAGUCUUCUUCCCAAAUCCAGCUCAAGGUUACACUGCUCUCACUAUUGAAUUGACUUUCGAUGGAUACUUUGAAGAUAAGACAAUUCCAUACUUGAAGUUCACUACUGACUCAUAUGUCGUUCCAAAUGUCUUGCCAUGUGACUAUGAUACUACCUUUGGUACUAUCUUGACUCCAUACAAGGUCAUUUCAAAGGGAUCCAUCUUGGUUCAAAACUCUGCCUCAUUGACUGUUCCAGGAAGUGUUGCCACUGAUAGAGCCUUUGCUGUUCAAAAACUCGUUGCUGCCUCUGGUUAUGCUGUCAAUGUUGCUAAUGGUGAAUCUGCUGAAGUUAUUGAAAAUGCCAUUGCCAAGUAUGAUGAAUUGUUUGCUGCCACUUGUACUCAAAGCAAUUUGGAUCAAAACAUUCCAAGUGCUGGUUUGACUUUCACUGCUGGUGUCUACUGUUUCCCACAAGGUUUGAAUGGUAACAGCAAGGUUACCUUCUCUGGUACUGGUAAGAUUGUCUUAAAGUUGAGCACCAACUUGAAUGCCAACAAUAUCAACUUUGUUUUCACCAAUGGUGCCACUCAAAACAAUGUUUUCUGGGUUAUUGGUAACAGUGUUGCUGUUAAUGGUCCAUUCUAUGGUAACGUCUUGACUAAGGGUGUUUUCAACUUUAACAAUGUCAACUUGUAUGGUUACAUUUACAAUUUGGGUGGUAACACUUUGAAUGUUAAUGGAGGUGCUUUCCAUUAA